AUGGAUCGUCUAGCUGACGGAACUGAAAUUAAGUUUCAUGCCUAUAUCAACCUUCUCAAGGCAUGCUGGAUACUGACCGAGAUCGUCGCAAUACAUCCACAACGUACCCAUUUAGGUGCGUCUAACGAUAGACGAAACGACGACAUCCGAAAUCUCAGUCAGAUCGCGAAAGCAAGCUUGAAAAGCUUUCCUGCUUUCGACUUUCAACUCCGCGACGUCGAGAACUAUACCAUAACCAUAUGGCCCCAGUCCCGGUCUUCAAGCACGAUCACGCCUCGCCGGCAAUUUACCAUCAAUCGUGAUAGACCUAAUGUUAAUUGGCAGACUUCAAAUGGAGAAAUUCUAUUUCAGUGUUUCGCGAAAGUCCAAAUCACCCAGACCUUUGAGAACUUUGAGAAACCUCAGAAAGCUCUCGAAGAAUGUUUCCUUAUGUUGGAAGUGCCCCAACAAGGCAUCUAUCUCAACUUCAUCCUUCAAAACUUUGCCGGUCAGGAUAUCUACUCUGAUGUCCUGAACGCGAUUCUUUGGGGGUUCCAACUAUUUGGUUCAGCAUUUCACCCAGCAUCCUUGAGCGUAUCUAUGGUUCAUUCUAUUUCUGUGCUAGCUAAUUGGCCGAGUCGAAAUUGGCAAUCUCUGCUGCUUCCUGGUUAUGACAUUGGCUGCCCAUCCCAAUCAGAUUCGCCUGCGUUACUCUUAAGGGCCAUCAUUAAUGAUCUGGCCGAGAAAGGCUGCCAGGACAAGAUCUCAGGCUCGAAGUUUCUCGCCAAAGAUCUGAGCGUCGAAUUACCACCAGGCUACUCGGCUUGGAAGGUUAUCUGUUGGCACUGUGAGAAGUUCGCGGACAUCAAGCCGUUAUUUAAAGAAUUCAAUGUUCGAAAAGAUCUACACGGCUACUUGAUUCAGACCGCAUUCCUACGACUUGACCGCAGUUUCCUGAACCAGUUGGCGUGUUACAGAAACUAUGGAGAUAGAUGGCGCCCUAAUGAUAUCCUCGUUAUGGUCGAGGCCGCUCUGAGCUCAGACGAUGCCGGAUAUCUUCUAUGGAUUUUGGAACAUGUUGCUGCUAGUGUGAUUUCUGGGCAUCGGAUUGCUAUCCUCCAGUUGGUCUAUAACAGCAGACGCCUCAGCCACAUUGAUACCAUGAUACAAGUCGUCAUUCCCCGCCCAGCAGACAUUGCGGCAGCCAUCGCUUGGUAUCUGGUCUCCAGCGAUGAGCAGAGUUUUGGAGGCUUCUUACAACUGAUCGAAGACCGUGGCGGCUCUUUCAGCAGUAAGACAGCUGAAGAGGUAGAUUUCUCGGAUUUCUAUCCUACUUUUGUGGCCGGUUGUGGUCACUUGAUGGAGAGCAAAUGUUCCAAUACUCUAGGCCUUUAUCUCAGUUCUUUUGAGAGACUUGGUAUUGAUUUUCAUGGUGUUCCAGGCCAUAAAAAGACCGGCUCCUCUCAAUGGGCUAUUCUUCCGGCUCUGCUCUCUCCAGAUCCAUCAUUUCUCCGCAUUUUACUGGAACGAGAAGUCGUAGUGGCAGAUAUGGAACCUUUCAUCGUGGAGUAUAACUCAUGGACGGUGACGAAGUGUCCACCACGGCAAGACUUGAAGGAGCUAGUUCAAUACCCCCCCUCUUCAAUGCCACAUUGGCCUCUUUACUGCGCUGUUAUGCUUGUUUGCGAUACAGAAUUCCCUCAUGUACUGUGUCAACAUGGGGCAUCAUUGCAACAAGAGCGCAGGGGCACUCAAGAUCAGAAAAGCGAGACGCAAGGGAUAAUUCAUCAUCUUUCAAGCUUGUCGAGUGUGUUAGAUGCUCGACUGGAGUACAUGGAUACACUCAUGUUUUGCCAUAUACUUAUUCAUGUCGGCACCCUAGGAAAGCACUGGCCUUCAAGAAAUACGAACAAUUUCAGUGCAACUGAUAAGACGACGGACUAUGAAGAGACUUGGAGGUGUAUGGAGCGCCUUUUGUAUCGCGAUAGCUUCUUCUCUGACUGUUUAUGUCCAUGUGGCUAUGCCUUUAAAGGUGACUGGAAAAGGCGGCCCGACACACGUUCGAAGUUGAUGUCUAGAUACACCGAGUCCCCAGACCAUUACUCUAAACACCUUCGAACACAGGCGAGCUGGGAUACAUGGCGUCGGGAGGCCUUACAAAUUCUGAGCAAGUAA
Fusarium odoratissimum NRRL 54006 is the source of this 2154-nucleotide messenger RNA. RefSeq lists its product as uncharacterized. Lineage: Eukaryota; Fungi; Ascomycota; Sordariomycetes; Hypocreales; Nectriaceae. Bases 1 to 2154 code for a protein of 717 amino acids. The transcript is spliced from 4 exons. The record is from RefSeq and is a predicted model, not a curated record.